Messenger RNA from Closterium sp. Yama58-4, 2292 nucleotides. The record is from the annotation of a GenBank genome assembly. NCBI's taxonomy places the organism in Eukaryota, Viridiplantae, Streptophyta, Zygnematophyceae, Desmidiales, Closteriaceae.
AUGGUGCUGCGCUACCCGCUCUUCACCGCGCUGCGCGUGGUUUUCAUGGCGGGCCCGCGCCUGCUGGGCGUGCUCGCGCUCUUCUCGCGCCUCUCCGCCUCACGCCCCAUCCCGCCGCCCCUCUGGGCCUUUGCGCCCUGGAAGGGCCGCGACGUGCACCGCAGCAGCCAAGAGGUAUUGGAAGAUGCGGAGAAGCUGCGGCAGCAGGGCAUACCGGGGUCGGUGAUUCUGAUAGACAGCCCGUGGGAGACGAGCUACAACGACUUCACCAUGAACCGGCACCAGUUUCAGGAUCCCCAAACGCUCUUCUCCAAGCUGCAUGCCCUCGGCUUCCGGGUGGUGUUCUGGGCGACGCCGUUCAUCAAUCUGGUCAACCGGGUGGACAUGCGUGGCAUCACGCCCACCGCCGCGCCCAACUACCAUGAGGCGGCGCAGCAAGGCUUCCUCGUGCGCAACGCCACGGGGCACCCGCAGGUGGUGCGCUGGUGGAAGGGGCGCGGGGCGCGCGUGGACUUGAGCAACGCGGAGGCGGAGCGGUGGUGGCGCGGGCAGAUGGGGAAGAUGCUGCAGUGGGAGGAGGUGUUUGGGGGCGUCAAGGCCGACGACGGCGAGGGCGCGUACUUUGAGGCGGGCGCCGUGUUCCAUGAUGGCACGCCUCUGGAGCUCAUGCGCAACAAGUACAUACAGCUGUACCUGGCCAGCAUGCAGCGCUUCAUCAAUGAGAGCGUGGGGGCCACUCAGGGUGUUGUUCUCGCCCGCUCUGCCUUCACAGGCACCGCCAGCUCCUUUGUGUGGGCGGGCGACAACAGGGCGUCCUUCUCUCAGUCGGACGGGCUGCCAUCGGUGGUGGUGGCGGGGCAGACAGCGGCGCUGUCAGCGCUCUUCCUGUGGGGCAGUGACAUCGCGGGCUACCUGGGCAAGUCCAUCCCGCGCAACGUCUUCAUCCGCUGGACGCAGUUCGGAGCGCUGUCCCCGCUGAUGCAUCAGUUCGGGCAGGCCAACAACGGCCCGUGGGACUACGAUGCCGUCACGCUGCGCAUCUACCGCCGCUUCGCCCGCCUGCACACUGCCCUCGCGCCGUACCUGCUGCGCGCGGCACGCCUGGCAUCCAGCGAGGGGCAGCCGGUGAUGUGCCCGAUGGCGCUGUGUGCGCAGGGGGAUGAGGGCUCGGAGAGUGGGCGGUGGGAGGGGCAGUACCUGCUGGGGGGCGACCUGCUGGUGGCACCCGUGGUGAACGAGACCAACCGCGUGCAGGUGUUCUUCCCGGCGUCCACCCCAUACUGGCGCCAUCUGUUGUCGGGGCGGCGGUACAGCGGCGGGCAGGUGGCAGCGGUGGCGGUGCCACUGGAGGAGGCGGCGGUGUUUGUGAGGGAGGGCGCCGUGAUGGAGGUGCUGCCGGAUGACACCGACACUCUCGUGCCGUGUGGCGCGCACAUCCUGCCAUCGGUCAAGUGCAUGCCCAGCCAUCGCACCAUCCAGCUGUGGCCGGGUGGGGCGGGCAGCACGGAGCUGUGUGUGCUGCUGCGCGUGUCCCACCACUACGAGGGCACCGUCACUCCUGCCUCCCAGGGACUGGCGGGCGGCACUGCCGGGUCUGGCAGCAGCGUGGGCGAGGGCAGUGGCGACAGCCGUGCUGCCCACAGCGGUAGCAGCAGCAGUUCUACAAGUGGUGGCACCGGUGGUGGGAAGAUGGGCAUCGAGUUAGUAGAGGGAGAGCGCAGUGCAGGUGGCAGCUUGGCAGGUGGGGAAGGUGGAGAAGAGGGAGAUGCGGAGGCGGAGGGGGGUGGGGGGCUGCAGGGUGGGGGUGAUGGUGAUGCGGCGAGGGGCGAGGGUGAGGGGGUGGAGGAUCUGCCUCAGAUGGACGCUGCGCAGGAGGACGAGGGGGGAGGGGGCGGUGCAGGAGGCGAGGGCAAGGAGGAGAGCGAUGUGGGAGUGAGACGGGCGAGGAGACUGCUGGGAAUGAGAGAGGGUGCUGUGCAGGGGGUUGAGGCGGGUGUGCUGCGCUUGCGGAGCCAGCAGCAGCAAGGGGGGGCGAGGGGCGAGAGUGGGGGCAGGCGAGUGGUGGAGGUUGCAUGGGGGGGUACGGCGCGCAGGGAGGUGCAUGUGAUGCUCAUGUUCGAGCGCGUCCCACACGUCACUCUCACACUGCUGCCGCCCGCUGGUGCCGCUGCUGACAGCACACAGGAGGCCCGGCGUGUGCCGUGUGAGAGUGCUGAGAGCCUGGACAGGCCGCUGUCUCUGUGUCGUCUGCACCUAGAAAAGGGAAUUACACGGAUAGUUUAUCCUGUGUGA